Orcinus orca (killer whale) is the source of this 905-nucleotide messenger RNA. Its product is annotated as leucine-rich repeat-containing protein 37A-like. The transcript has a single exon. The record is from RefSeq and is a predicted model, not a curated record. The coding region runs from base 71 to 880 and encodes 269 amino acids. NCBI's taxonomy places the organism in Eukaryota, Metazoa, Chordata, Mammalia, Artiodactyla, Delphinidae.
ACAGCAGCGAGCUGACUAUUGAGUCAGAGAGGGCAUCCUCAGAUAAAGUGCUGUCAGCUUGUCAGGCUUCAUGAAUGAGCAGCUGGACUUUAAUAAUAAAAGUGAUAUUAUCAGUGCACUGAAUUACAUACUGCCUUUUAUCUCAGAGGGAAAUGUAGGAGAUGUGGAAUCAACAUUAUUACCAUUCAUUCAACGUCUUUUUUCAAAUACACAAGAUGGAGAUAUGCCACUGGGCAUUUUGAAAAUCAAUACAAGGAGCCCUUCUGUUAAAGCUGUAUCCAGCAAUUCAACUAAUAAAAAUAAAUGGAAGAAACUUCACUUUCUGGAAAAUUUGUUAGAUGCAGAAACUGAAGAAAAAUUUGAUGAGGUUAAAAAGGAAGAUAAACCUGCCACGCAUACGCGUUCCAACCAUUUAGGUGCCAUGUUUAAACUCUACAUCUUUCAAAAGAAAUUGGAAGCUGCCCAACCAGAGAAAGACAGCCUAGCAAAGAUUGAGAGUACAGAGAAAAAGCUGCUGAGAGUGAACAGGGUCCUCAGGGGCCCAAGGGGCAUACAGAAAAUGCACCUCAAAGCAGUGGGAGAUGAGAGCGUCAGGAGGAAACGGAAUGCCCAGCAAUCUGUGGCGAACACUGCCGAAGAAAGAAGGCUCAGGAGGCCAUCCCCAAGAAAGCUGAAACAGCUUCUCAUGGUGCAGAGGCCCAGGAAGCUGGUGGGAAAGUCGUCCAAUGCAGAGUCUUCAUUCAUAAAGGAACCCAAGGCAGCAGGCUCCUCUUCCCUGAAACAGUACUUCAAGGGCAGGCCUUUUGCCUCCAUCCGUCCAAAAUCCCCAUCUGAGGUUAAAAGCAAAUCAAAAGACUUAUCCCACACUAUUUUUGUUUAAGAAGCUGUAAAGGCUAGAGUUAGAA